CAGUAUCAAAAUCCAAAAAAAUUUUGGAUGUAAACAAGCCCUAAGGCAGCCGCCGCCGCAACGUGGGUGAGAGGAGGGCGAUGGAGAGGAGGGCGAUGGAGAACGGGGGUGGGUGGAGCCACUGGAGGGCGAUGGAGAACGGGGUUGGGACGAAGCCGAGGUUACCAGUUAUGGAGAUGGUCAUGUGUUCCACUUGCUCCAGAUUUGUGUUUAGGAACGAGCGCAAGCACGAGGUGGUGGAGGUGGUGGCGGAAGCCGAGAAGAUGCGGGACAUGUUGUGGGCGGUGCUGCUGCACGGCCCCCUCCAGAAGAUGGAGCCGGCUGAGGCGAACAAGAAGCAGCGGGAGAUUUUGCAGAUGAGGAGGACGAUCCUGAUGGAGACCAAGAUGUGCCCGGCUUGCUCCGGUUCGCCGUUAGAGCCGUGCCCGCCUCGCUUCCGUUCGCUGUUAGCCAAGAAGCCCAGGCCCGAUGAGGAGGACAAGGCUGGAUCGAAGAGCUCGAGGGAGGAGGUCAACGAGUUCAUGGCCAUCCUUCGGUCGGAGUGCUGGAAGGAGAUUGCGACGGAUGACGAGGCGAUGGUGGCAGACGCCAGAUCGUCGGAGCACAAGUUGAAGCGAUCGAGGGAGGAUGGCAAGAGAUCUAGCAGCAGACCCAAGGAGAAGAAGAAGGCCGAGGGCGAUGAUAAGGAAGGCAGCCGAUCCUCGAAGAAGAAGGCUAAGAGAUCGAACGAGGAGGGCAGUGGAUUGAAGGAGGCGGAGAUGGAGCGCAGCAGAUCGAUCGAUGAGGUGUUGUUUGAGGGCAUCUUCGAAUCAGGCUGCGGAGAUCUGAAGACUAAGGUGCAUUUUAGGAGGGUGCUCAAGAAGACUAUUGAGAGUAAGCCCCCUGUCAAGAUUGAAUGGGAGCCAAUGAAGGAGGACAUUGAAUUGGCUGGUGGAGAGUGGAAGACUAAGAUGGUGACUCAGAGGUUGGACAAGGGCUGCGUUGAUCGUUUGAUUAAUCGGCCCUGUCCUGAGCCUGUCACCUACAAUAAGUGUUUUACAAGCCGAGACGCUUUUGAUGCUCUUGCUAACCUAGAUAAGGUUCAUCGCUUGUUCCACUGGUACUUGCAGUACCAGUCCAUCAUCAAGGGGUAUGCUGAGUACCAGAAGGAGGUCACCGAUGGCGUAGGUAAUGACUGGGGUAUGUAUGCUGGGUACCAUGAGGAGGUUACCGAUGGCGUAGGUCAUGACUGGAAGUGAUGUUGAGGAGGUUACCGAUGGCGAGUUCAUGUUGCCUAGCAUAAUAAUAUAAGUGAUAACCUUGCUUGUUUCAGAGAUAUUCAAGUGGUAUAUUUUGUCAUAUGAGUAACUUGAUAUGCUAUUCUCACAUCUUUAAAACUAACAGAACUCGCUUAUCCAGAUGUUAUUUACUUAA
Molecule: messenger RNA, 1413 nt
Organism: Sorghum bicolor (sorghum)
Lineage: Eukaryota; Viridiplantae; Streptophyta; Magnoliopsida; Poales; Poaceae
Exons: 2
Coding region: 81-1238 (385 amino acids)
Source: RefSeq, a predicted model, not a curated record